AUGGUAAGGAAGAACUUGGUCAACAAGUUCAACCAUUUGUUGAAAGAAGGAAAUGUGUAUAUUUUGAAGAAUUUCAAGGUGGUUGAGAAUUCUGGCGCCUUCAAGAUCAUUGACUCAAAAUUGAAGAUUAUGUUUACACUAUUAACCAAGGUGGAAAAAGUUGAUACCUAUGUUCCUUCUAUCCCUAUGCAUGGGUUCCAACAUGCAAGUGAGAAAACAGUUAAUGACCGUCUCAACGAUGACAACAUACUCACAGAUAUUAUUGGUUGUUUAACUGCUGUCGGAGAUGUUGAGACUGUGAAGGGUGGGUUUCGAAAAAGAGACUUGGAGAUUAUAUCGAAAUUCAAUGUCACAUGCAAAGUUACUUUAUGGGGAGCUCUUGGUGAAACUUUUGAUGAUUCUCAAUUCCAGCAAAAGUCGGGCGUCCUAAACUUUGCAACUUCAAGUGCAAGCAAAGUGUAUAUUAAUCUCAACGCCGAUUAUGUGCUGGCCUUGGCUGACAGAUUUGCUAAUGUUUGUCCUCGACUACACUUGGAGGUGUCUUCUGGUAAGGUGAAGAGAACGGUGGAAGAGGAGAUGUUUGAGAAUCGGAUGAACAUUCAACAACUGUUGCAGGCAGAGUGGAGCAACAAACCAAAAGGUUACAUCAUAACCAUCUUGGGAGUUAUUGAACAUAUUGAGACACAAUAUGGAUGGUUCUAUUUAGGUUGUCAAGGAUGUUGUAGAAAAGUCAAUCCUAUUGACGGUGUCUACAAAUGUGCUUCUUGCAAUGUUGCGUACAAGAAUGCUUUGACAUUGUUCAAGUUACAUUUGUCUGUUCGGGAUGACACCGGUGUUGUCAAUUGUGUUGUCUUUCACAAACUUGCUGAGAGGAUGGUAGACUAUUCUCCUUUGAAGCUGUUAAACAAAUCUGAUCCGGACAAGGACAACUUACCACGUGAAAUUACUUCCGUUUGUGGGCAAAAAUUUGUGUUCUGCCUGCAAUUAUCUGAU
Messenger RNA from Cynara cardunculus var. scolymus (artichoke), 993 nucleotides. RefSeq names its product replication factor A protein 1-like. Gene Ontology annotation, molecular function: DNA binding. The annotation marks the transcript as partial. Lineage: Eukaryota; Viridiplantae; Streptophyta; Magnoliopsida; Asterales; Asteraceae. The record is from RefSeq and is a predicted model, not a curated record. Gene Ontology annotation, cellular component: nucleus. The transcript has 6 exons. Gene Ontology annotation, biological process: DNA recombination; DNA repair; DNA replication.